GGGGCGAGGAACGAUGAUAUUGUUUCGAGUCUGUUCAAAGUUCAGCUUCCUGAUGAACAUGUCGACAACAACAAUGAACAAGAGGGGCGAGAGGAGAUCACCUUGUCGGAGACCUUUGUGGAUCUGCACCUGCUACCAGGUUGUUUUCGAGGGAUUCUGUUGCGAGAUUGAACUAAAAUUGCGAUAGCUACCCUGUCUUCUUGAUCUAAAGGGGGCGCAAUUCCCGUCCUUCCACAUAUAUCUAACUCCUGUUUUUCUGCAGUAGUAAGGCCGUAAUAGUCGUCGGAUUGAGAAAACCUGAUCUCAAAAGCUUUUCUUGUGGAAAUUAGGGUUCCAAGAUGCCGGCCACGGCAGGAAGGGUUCGCAUGCCCGCGAACAAUCGGGUGCAUAGCAGUGCGGCCCUUCAGACGCAUGGUAUCUGGCAAAGUGCGAUCGGCUAUGAUCCGUACGCGCCAAACAAGGAUAGUUCGAAGCAAGGAUCUGAGCAAUCUGACACCAAAGCUGCUGCAUCUGUGCCGGAGGGCGAAAAUGCCUACGCCAGUUUCCAAGGAUUGCUGGCCUUGGCACGACUGACUAGCUCCAAUGCCGACGAAGCACGAGGUGCCUGCAAGAAAUGUGGCCGGGUUGGUCAUUUGACGUACCAGUGUCGAAAUUUCCUGAGCGUCAAGGAAGAUAUUGCCCUUCAAACGAUCGCGACCCAUCCAGAGAAAUCAAAAGCCAAUGGGAAAGAUAAAGGUGCUGAGUCUGAGGAAAGUUCGGAGGAAGAAGAUGAAAGCGAGAGUUCUGAUAGCAGUGUGGAUUCUGAAAUUGAGAGGAUAAUUGCAGCACGGUCUGGGAAAGGUUUGGUAAAGAAGAGUUCGUCAAGCCUUAAAAGCAAACAUAGGGCACGUGAAGAGUCUGACUCGGACUCUGAGGAGAGGAGUACAAGGAGAUCAAGGAAAAAGAGGAGCUCAAGGACAUCAGACGAAUCUUCAGAAAGCGAGGAAGAAGAUCGAAGGAAGAAAAGAGAAAAAAGGAGGAGAAGGCACAAACAUUCUGAAGCUGAUAAUGGCAAGCAGAGAAAGAGUAGGAAGGAGAAAAGGAGGAGGAGGGAUUACUCUUCUGCUUCUGACAGUGAGUCUGACGAGGAUGAUCUACAUCGAAGAACAAGAAGGUCUUCUGAUUCCGAGAGGGAUUCAGCCGUCAAGAAGAGUAGGAAGCAUAAGAAGCGUGAGAAGUCACCAAGUGAUUCUGACGACUAUGAAUCCACAAGGGGAAGGAGUAGGAAGAGGUCUGAGAAAAGGAGCUCGAAGCACCGGAACUGAAGAAUGUGACUGAAACAGGGAGACGACUGAAAGGGGAUUGUAUGUCACGCUUUGGAUCUCAAAAUGGGUGCUGAAAAUAUUUGCUCGCCUGUGGAUGAACUGUUGUAUGUUCUGGAUCUCAAAAGAUGAUUGAACCAUGUCCUGCUUGAGGACAAACUUGGUAUGCUAUGUUUUAUUUGCGAUGUUGGUGAAUGACUUCUAUUGUUUCUAAAAAUUCCUUCCCCUUGUUAAAUGUAUAGCGUAAUGGCCUUUUGUCAACUUCAUGAAUCUGGCUAUGAAGCUAUCUUGAUUUAGGUCUCAAUAACCAGGUCUUUUUGUUAGUAUUGCUGGCUUCCUUUCGGAUAUUAUGUUACAAGUGAAUGUGAACUCAGAAGGGUGACUGAAAAUCUUAGCUUGCUUGUGGAUGAAAUGUUAUGUCCUGGCGCUCAAAGGAUGACUGGACAGUGGCAUGCUUAUCAUCGAACUUUGGUAUUGUUGUGUUUUAUUUGCUGUGUUGAUGAAUGACUUAGGUUGUCUUUAAAAUUCCAGUCUUAAAAUGCUUGAGAAAAAAAGCUUGAUGGCCUUGUAAACUUUAUGAAUCUAGCUAUGAAGCUAUCUUGAUUUA
Nymphaea colorata (pocket water lily) is the source of this 1908-nucleotide messenger RNA. Its product is annotated as CAX-interacting protein 4. Lineage: Eukaryota; Viridiplantae; Streptophyta; Magnoliopsida; Nymphaeales; Nymphaeaceae. Gene Ontology annotation, molecular function: nucleic acid binding; zinc ion binding. The transcript is spliced from 2 exons. The coding region runs from base 339 to 1304 and encodes 321 amino acids. The record is from RefSeq and is a predicted model, not a curated record.